Messenger RNA from Diceros bicornis minor, 503 nucleotides. Its product is annotated as major allergen I polypeptide chain 1-like. Lineage: Eukaryota; Metazoa; Chordata; Mammalia; Perissodactyla; Rhinocerotidae. Gene Ontology annotation, molecular function: steroid binding. Gene Ontology annotation, cellular component: extracellular region. The coding region runs from base 18 to 377 and encodes 119 amino acids. The transcript is spliced from 3 exons. The record is from RefSeq and is a predicted model, not a curated record.
AAAGGAGUGUCAGAUAAAUGUCCCUCCUGCCCCACUUUUGGGCCAACAGCGGGUAUAAAGGGUUCCAGGGUGGGAAGGGAGCACCUGCCACCUGCACCAUGACACGGGCUAGUGCUCUUGUGCUGCUCUGCACUGCCUUGCUCCUGAUCUCGGGCAGAAAUUGUGACAUUUGCCCAGCUGUGAAGAACGAUGUGAAUAUAUUCCUGACGGGAACCACUGACGAAUACAUUAAUACAGUAUCAAAGUACCAAAACAACUCUCUAAUAUUGGCCAAUGCCAAAAACCUGAAGAACUGCAUGGAUCAGAAAUUGACAGAAGAGGAUAAGGAGAAUGCCCUCAAUGUGCUGGAAAAAAUAUACUCAAGUCCUUCGUGUUAAUGGAGCCAUCCUUGCCAGGAGCCCCAAGGAAGCCACUUGCCUGAUCACUAAGUAGUCUCAGCAAUCUGCCAUGUCCAGGUGUCUGACUAGAAGAUUCCAGCAAUAAAACCCUUGCAAUUCACGAGA